Molecule: messenger RNA, 881 nt
Organism: Hyla sarda
Lineage: Eukaryota; Metazoa; Chordata; Amphibia; Anura; Hylidae
Gene: MPC1
Product: mitochondrial pyruvate carrier 1
Exons: 5
Coding region: 155-493 (112 amino acids)
Biological process (GO): pyruvate import into mitochondria
Cellular component (GO): mitochondrial inner membrane
Source: RefSeq, a predicted model, not a curated record
CAUGGCCGCAGCGGGCGUAUAAUCAUUCCUUCGUUCUUUCAAACGCCUUUGGCUCCAAGUAGGCGUCAAGUCACGUGAGUUGAACGCGCGCUCCCGUAAGAAUACCCGGUUCGCUGUCAUUGCUGUGUUGGGUCUGGAGCUGUAAGCAGUCGCUAUGGCAGGAGUGCUCGCCCGCAAAGCGGUGGACUAUGUGAAGAGCAAAGAGUUUCGCGAAUACCUCAUGAGCACUCACUUCUGGGGACCAGUUGCUAACUGGGGACUCCCAAUUGCUGCUAUCAAUGACAUGAAGAAAUCACCAGAUAUCAUUAGUGGCCGUAUGACAUUUGCCCUCACUUGCUAUUCUUUGUUGUUCAUGCGGUUUGCUUACAAAGUGCAGCCCAGAAACUGGCUACUGUUUGCAUGCCAUUUAACCAACGAAGGUGCACAGCUUGUUCAAGGAACUCGACUGAUCAAGUACAAAAUGUCACAAAAAGAAGUAAAUGAACAAAAAUGAACCGCAUGUCUCCAUCGUUGAAUACCUGCCUCAACCCAAACCAUAGGAUCUUGUCAACAGUUUAUUUGCACUUUGCAUUUUUUUUUAUACAAAACUAAGCAUCUAGCACUACAUGUUUAACAUAGGUUUUAUUUAUAUUAAUAUUUGGUUUCUAGUAUCAUCAUGCCCUAAAAACUGGUUUUCUGUUAAGCCUGAUCUUGAAAUCUGUUGACCAAUUUGACCUAGAUUUGGUUUGCUCUGGGAGGGACUAGAUAGGUUUUCGAAGUUUAAAUUUAAUUGAUCUGCAUACACACGCAGUCUAAUGAAGUUGAAGCCUUUAAAAAUAUUUCAGGGUAUUCAUAUCUUAUGAGUUUUUUAAUGAUCCUUAAUAAACAAAGAUAAAUCUUUC